AUGCAGGAUAUUAUUGAUAUUGUGAAAAGACCGAGGUAUUCGAGGAGUGGAAGAGCCAAUGCGAAAUUACCGAAGUGGCUGACAUAUAAACCUAAAAAAAGGACAAGGGAAGAACCGGAAAGAGAACAUACACUAUUUUUUUAUUUUUUUUAUUUAUUUAUUUAAUUUUUAUUUAUUUUUUAUUUAUCUUUAUUUUUUAUUUAUUUAUUUUUUAUUUUAUUUUUUUAUUUAUUUAAUUUUUAAACAAAUAUUUUUAAAAUAAAAUACCGUAUAACUCCUAAAGAUGCAGCACAAAUUUAUGAAGAUAUUAAAAUUGAAAUAAAAGAAGAAACCAGUAAACAUUCAAAACAUGACAUCGGUAGCUAUUUCUUUCAAACAGUUUCUCGAGAAAAACGUGAACAAACCAAUAAAUAUAUAAAAUCUGACGCACCUCCAGUUGCAACUUACACCCCAAAACAUGAUUUAGUAAGCCCUCGUGUAUACUCACAAGUCGCUUUUACGCCUAAAGUGACUGUUGAAAAACGCACUCCAAUUGUGUAUCUCCCAGAAUGCCUCGAUACCAAUGAAUUAGCUUGCAAAUACCCAGAAAAACCUUUAUCAGCCAAAGGUACGAGAAGCUUAAAUAGUUUAUCUAUAAAAGAUUUCUUUAAUACUUUAUCUACAAGAGAAAGCCAAGUCAAAGACUCAUUUUACCCAGAAUCUGCAAGACCACAUACAGCAGAGUUUAGAUUUAAUGCACAAUUGCCGAGAAAAUGGUCAGUCCAGCAGCUUCAUGACAUGAGAUUUGAAAAUUUCAAUCAUUUUCCGAGGUCUUAUUCAAAAAGCAGGAUUAUAAAGACUCCAAUUUUUGAAAAGACCGUGGGGAGAGAAAACUUAUGAAGUGACGUUCCAGUAAAUGAUGGAAAUUAUAAUGUCACAAUUAUUUUUUAAUUUUUUUAUUUUAGAAUGAAUUGAAUGUGGCUCUAGUAUUUUAUAUAGAAAAACUCCAAAAUAUUUUGUAAAAUAAUUUAUUGUUGAUAAAAUAUAAAUGUGCAUUUAUCAGUGAAAAUAUAUUAAUUUAUAUUGGUUUUAUAAUAAAUUUUAUCAGAAAUUAUGAUUUAAAUUUUGAGCUUUUGAAGAAAAAACUGUCCAUUGGAUUUGUUGAUUUUGAAAAAAUGAGCUCAAGAUUUGGAAAAGAUCCUGAUCCUGGCCCUAUGCCACCAACAACUGAAAGACUAGCAAAUGCAAUUGAGAAAAUAAAGCCCAGAAUUAGAACACCCUAUAUUGCACAAAGGCCACAGAUAGUCGAAAAAGCGAGAAGUAACUCAGGUAGAGUAUCAACCGCAAGACUCCAAGAAAGAGCAUAUUCUCCAGAGCUUACUGAUAGGAGAACCAAAGCAAUAAUAAUCGAAAAAACGCCUGAAGAAAUACCAAUUGGAAAAGAAGUCCAAAUGUUGAUGAGUAGCCAGGCAUUUUAA
This is a messenger RNA of Blepharisma stoltei, 1457 nucleotides long. NCBI's taxonomy places the organism in Eukaryota, Ciliophora, Heterotrichea, Heterotrichida, Blepharismidae. The record is from the annotation of a GenBank genome assembly.